Molecule: messenger RNA, 1028 nt
Organism: Trichobilharzia szidati
Lineage: Eukaryota; Metazoa; Platyhelminthes; Trematoda; Strigeidida; Schistosomatidae
Source: the annotation of a GenBank genome assembly
GCAUUUCCAUCGACCUGAAAUAUAACUAAAUACAUGUGAUGAACCCACAAUGGACUCGCUUAUUGGCGAAUUUCAAAAUACACCCAAGAUUGUAUCAUGUUUCUGUACAGCACGGUAACAAGUCAUAUACAAAAGAGUCAAAACCAAUUCCUGGAAGCCCUGACCACAAAAACCCAUUAGGAUGGGCUAAACGUUUAUUCCAGCUGAAAGAAAUGACGCCAGUAGAUCCUCCAACAACAACAACAAGUGAACCUCCUCUACUUCAUAUGGUCUGCCGCCUAAAACCUCUCAAGGGAGUUAUGCAUUACCAAAAAGCAAUCCUUGAAAAAUACGGUCUUGGAAGGGAUACAAAGAAUCACACUUGGGUAAUUGUAAAAAAUACUCCAUCAGUUAACCGAGAGUUGUACGAAAUCAAACAUCUCGUUAGGAUACAACCGGUGAUUUUCAAAAAUGGUUUACCAAGUGAAGCUGAUUUGCUCACUUGUAAACUGCUACCAGAUGGUAGAUUUUUCAAACAUCGAGGGAUUGCUGUUGAUGCCACGUUAACUACUGAUUCUUCAGAAUGUAAUGAGACAAGUCUGUCGGUGUGUGAUGGGGGGAGUAUUGCCAACGUUCCUAAGGUAUUCCCGAAUGCAGACGAUGUUGGUGACUACAGAUACUUAACUCGUAGAUACCUAAGACAAUGGCACAACAAGAAAUAUGAGAAUUUUGGAUUCUUCAAGGAGUUUUUCACUUCACACUACAAGUAUAAAUUGAAUCAAGACGGCAAUGAAUAUCGUUACAGUGGUCUAUGGCGUUUAGAUAAAUCAAUUCUUCAAUCAGUUGAAUCUAGGCGAAAUCCUGAUGGUACUAUGAAGCAACCGAAUUGCAAUCGGUUCGAAGCAGAUUGGAAUACCUAUCCUUGGUCAAAAUAUUGAGUUUUAUGUGCUUUAAGACUAGAACAAUGUUUGUUUAGAAUUGUGUAAAUAGAUUUUGUAAUUAUGUAAAGUUAUGAUUCAACUAGUUAUCAAUUUUAUUCUAACUUUAUG